AUGAAAAAAUACUCGAACAUCACCUUUCCACUAUUUGUUAUGUCUGAACGUCUUCGCGAGCGAAAUCCCCCGUUAUACGAGGAAUGGUUAAGAACGUACCACACAAUGGGAAAAUUUCCCCGCAUACCACCGUAUACAGCAUUAAUACCAUCCACUUCGGAAACAAAGGUGUAUCAGCAAAAUGAAGAAACUGAUAAAUUGGUUGCAUUACCAUCACCCAUCUACAAGGAACCGCUAGAAGAAGUAGUUACACUCCCUGUGGAUUCAACAACCUCUGAGUCCGAUGCUCAGCAAGGUUCUAGUACAUCUGAUAUACAAGCAUCAUUACAACCAGCUGUGGCCAAAAGUACCGAAGACGACUGCUUUUAG
Messenger RNA from Dicrocoelium dendriticum, 369 nucleotides. Lineage: Eukaryota; Metazoa; Platyhelminthes; Trematoda; Plagiorchiida; Dicrocoeliidae. The record is from the annotation of a GenBank genome assembly.